Dermacentor andersoni is the source of this 2172-nucleotide messenger RNA. Its product is annotated as G-protein coupled receptor moody-like. Lineage: Eukaryota; Metazoa; Arthropoda; Arachnida; Ixodida; Ixodidae. The record is from RefSeq and is a predicted model, not a curated record. Gene Ontology annotation, biological process: G protein-coupled receptor signaling pathway. Gene Ontology annotation, cellular component: membrane. Gene Ontology annotation, molecular function: G protein-coupled receptor activity.
CGCCACGGUAUCGCGCCGGCGACACCACGUCACACGGCCGGGGUGAACGUAAUCGGCCUGCAGAACUCGGGAGCAUCCGGCCACCGCGAUCUCCUUACGUGACACACACACACACGUCCCAGGAAGGCCUGCAUGCAGGUCCCAUAUACCGCCGCCCGACGACGUUCCUAUACAGCGCGCGAUGCUGCAUGUCGAAAGGGGCGGCGUUGCGGCAGCGCUGUUUCCAGGGGUCGAUUCCACCGGAACGCGCGAGAUCGACGGGCGCCCGGUUGGGGAAACGCCGAAGUUCGGAAGCACACAGAAGCCGCGAGCGCGUGGCAACGAGAAUCGGAGGAGCUCGACCGAGUUUGUGCCACGUCUCGUACACGUACCACUCGACUCUGCAAACGGGGCGUGGAAGUAUAGCUGAGGAAGCCAGCAAAGGAAUCGCAGAAGGCUGUACCGGCAUAGCUGCAAGUAUACUUGAGGAACUCGAUCCCUAGCUUCUGUGGAAAAGUAUAGUGGCCCACGCGACGCUGCAAAAAGAACCUAUACGAAACUUCAAGUCCUUCAGCACGACCAAACAAGCCGUAUAGGCUAUGAAGGCUUCGCCUAACCCUCCUCGCAGCAUCUCCACCGUUCGUUUUUAUUAAACAUCUCCGUACACAUCCUUCUGCGUACGUGACAUGUAGCCAACUCUGGAUUUGGAACUUUGGCCUUCGGGCACUUGGUGAACAGCUGGAGCGUGCUACAGUCAUACAACGUGGCGUCACGGCAAUCCAAGAAGCUUUUGUAAACCGUCGAACGGAGUAGCGCUGCAGCCAAUAAACACAUAUCCCCGUCGACAGAGAGAUCAAAAUGGCGCAAGCUGAGCUUCGAUGGCGUUGAACUGGCGCGGUGCAAGUGCAAAGGUUGGACAUGCCUUCGCCUGCGCACCCGGUGCAAUUUUCCUUGCUGGCCUUCCUGUCGGUGCUGGGCAGUGUGGUGAACCUGGCCACGGCUUGGGCCUUACUCCGAGACGCGAGACUGCGCGGUCGGGCGACCAGUUACUUCCUGGUCAACCUGUCCCUGGCAGACCUGGCGUUCAGUCUGUUCAACGGACCCCUGGAUUCGGCCGUCUUCUACUACGGCGGCUGGUCGCACGGUGACCGGCUCUGCGUCGCGGCCGCCCUGAUGCGCCACGUCGCCGUGGGCAGCUCGCUGGCCAGCAUCCAGCUCAUCACGCUCAACCGGUACACGAGCGUGGUGCGGCCGAGGUCCUACGCCCGCAUCUUCAGCCCCGGCAGCUGCCUCCUGCUGGCGGCCCUCUGCUGGGUCCUGCCGGCGGGGCUGCUGCUCCCCGCGGCGCUGUCGGUGCCCGGCGCCAGCCUGGGCUGGGACGAGCGGCUCGAGAGCUGCACGGUGAUGCCCAGCCUCGUGUACCGGCCCGUGCUCUACCUGGGGUCGGCGCUGCUGCCGCUGCUGCUGUUCGCCGCCUGCUACCCGCGGCUCUUCCUGGCGCUGCGCCACUCCCGCCGGAGGCUCACCUCGCACCUGGGGACGCUGCAGUCCAUAGCGCUGCAGCCUUCGACCAGCGCUCCAGACUUGAGCCGGGAGCCGAUGCAGCCGACGCGCUCGAACUCGAUCUGCGCCGGCCGUGGUCGCGAGCGUCAGCUGCUCGGGGUGCUGGGCGCCAUCCUGUGUUCCUUCUGCAUCUGCUACCUGCCGCUGCUGAUCAGCGUCGGACUCAACCAGACGCCGCCGCUCGUUGUGCACGGCCUGUUCUACGCGGCGCCCUGCAUCAACCCGCUCGUCUACGUGGCCAUGAGCCGGGACUACCGGCGGGCGUACGCGGCCCUGUUCUGUUGCGGUGGUGGUGAUGGUGGACAGUCCAACGAGGGUUGACCGGCGCCCUCCAGGCGUCGGCGGCGUGACAAAAGCGUCACGUGACUCGCUUUCUUCGGCGCAUACGAGCCGAUGGAACUUCUUUCCCGUUUCGAGCCGUGGCGUUGUUGUUGUUUUGGCAUUACUUGUGGUGGAAGAACUUGUCUGUACUCGUCGAUGUGAUGCCGCUGUGCGUUCCAUACUUCCUCAAACUGGCUGCCGGUGGCGGCGAAACGGUGCUUCCUUUUUUUUCCCCCCUCGUCUGUAUAUAGCGUGAAAGUGUGAGCAUCUUGUAGUUCAGGCUUUUAUAAAUGCAUUCCUUGGCGAGAA